AUGGAAGUAGCUGUGAUACACUUCAUCAUCCUGGGAGCCAUCGCAGAACUGUCUCCUCCAGGUUUAACCAAAGGAGCUGGUGUGUUGCCUGAUGUUCUGAAUGCAGCUGUGGGAGAGACGGUGAUGUUCAACACAACACUGACUCCACCAGAGAAACCAUUCCUAUCAGUGGGCUGGACAUUUGAUGGAAAAAAUAUAAUCACUUUCAAUGAUAAAAACUUCACUGCACCAGAGUAUGAAGGCAGGAUCACCCUCUUCAUGUCUACUGGAUCUCUGGAGCUCAGAAAUGUGGCUCUAAAUGACAGUGGGGUAUACAGAGUUACCAUUUUUCCAUCUGGAGAGCCACAGAAGACAGGUGAUACAAGACUGUACGUAGAUGUGCCAGUUUCCAAUGUAAUAGCAACAGCCAGCAACACAGACUUGGUGGAGUUCAACAGCUCCGUUUGUCUGUCCUGCUCCUCCUCUGGAUCCUCUCUGUCUUUCCUCUGGCUGAACGGCAGCUCUGAGGUUACAGCCAGUGACAGAGUUCAGCUCACUGAUGGAGACGCCAAUCUCACUAUAUUAAACGUGACCUGCUACGACCACGGACCAUUUAAGUGUCAUGUGUCCAAUCCUGUCAGUAAUGGCACCAGUGAUCCAAUAGAUCUCUCAAUCAGCUUUUACAACAAGAACAGAGUGCUGUCAUUUAAGAGCUUGAACAAAAAAGACAGUGAAGAAUAUUCCUGCUAGCUAAAUACUUCAUGAAUUGCUCAAAAUGAUGAUUUAGAUUUUAUAUUCUUUAUCAUUUAUGGACCAGAAAAUGUUCAAAUCACAGGUCCAAGUGAGAUACAUCCGAAUGAGAACUUGACUUUAACCUGCUCUGCUGAGUCCAGACCACCUGCCACUUACACCUGGAUACUGAAUGGGACAAAGAUACACAAUUCUGCUGUGUUCACAAGAGACAACAUUCAGCCCUCUGACAGUGGCAUCUACACCUGCAAAGCGAUGAAUGACGUAACUGGAAGAAAACUGUCUGCAGUCCAUGAAUUGUCUGUAACAGAUGGGACGUCUGGAGGUCUUUCAGAUGGCGCCAUCGCUGGAAUAGUUAUCUCAGUUUUAGUGGUUGUUUCUGCAGCAGCUGUUGGAGGGUACUUUAUUUAUAAAAAAUAAGUAAGUCUCCCUUUUUUUUAACCAUGUAUUAAUGGCUGACAAACUUUUAACACUAACCUUACUUUGAAACUCAUUCACAUUAGACUUACUGUUAAAAAUUACGCCAACCUUUGUAGAAUUUUUAUGAAAGGGAAGAAAAUGACAAAAUAAAAACUAGUAACGUGCACUCAGUGGAGUGCAGAUCUGUGUCGGGUAAGCAAGCAGCGGACCAAGCUACUUUAGACAAUUC
Molecule: messenger RNA, 1378 nt
Organism: Epinephelus moara (kelp grouper)
Lineage: Eukaryota; Metazoa; Chordata; Actinopteri; Perciformes; Serranidae
Product: carcinoembryonic antigen-related cell adhesion molecule 2-like
Source: RefSeq, a predicted model, not a curated record